Lecanosticta acicola is the source of this 2160-nucleotide messenger RNA. Lineage: Eukaryota; Fungi; Ascomycota; Dothideomycetes; Mycosphaerellales; Mycosphaerellaceae. The record is from the annotation of a GenBank genome assembly.
AUGCUGGACGCCUUUGAAAUUGUGACGACUUCGGGUAUCGUCAUCUGGCGCAAGCACUUCACUCCUCUGUCCUCGAAUGUGAUCAACAGUCUCAUCACAGAUGUCUUUAUCGAAGAACGGCAGAAACCUCCGGCGGUCGAGGGAGCUCCCGGCCCGGCAUACAGAAAGGACAAAUAUACGUUGAAGUAUGCGACAGCGAAAGAUGUUGGGUUGAUAUUUGUGGUGGGUAAGAGGUAGGAUGGAUAGCGACUGCGAGGCUGGUGGGCUGAUGGUUCUGCAGGCUGUGUAUCAAUCGCUACUACAUCUCUCCUGGGUGGAUAAUCUUCUGACGGCCGUGAGAGGACUGUUCACAAAGCAGUACGGAAGUGAACUACGAAAGCCGGACACCACGACCAUCAACUGCAAAGGCUUCGACCAGACCUUCGAUGCGCUGGUGAGGAAGCUAGAUACGGGCAGUACAAGGCGCAGACCCAGCGAGCCAGAUUCGGAGAGCCAAGUGGAGCUCACACCUCCCUCGAGUUCGGCUUCAGCAACAGACGAUGUCCCCGGAGACGAACCUCCGCCUCCGCCAAUCGCACAAUUCAAGAAGCCCGCCAUACCUCGAAAAGACGCAGUUGUCGACGACAACACAAGCACCGAUGUCACACCCGUAGCGACUCCGGACACUUCAAGACCGGCGACACCUCUUCAUGCGCCGUCGCAUUUGCUGGCUGCGAAGGCAGGACCCGGCAAGCAGUCGCGCAGAGCGCGGAAGGCUGGGAAUGCAGCCUUUGCGAGCUCGGCGCCUGCAUCUUCUGGGGACGAAAGCCCGGCGAGGUCUGCGAAGAGCGGCAAGAGCAAUGUCAAGUCAAAAAGAAGAUGGGACGUGGACGGAAUGGCUGUUGAAGGAGACGACGAUGUGGUAUUGGAUUAUAGCGCAGCUGCGCCUUCGUCAGCAGCAGACGAGGAGCAGCUAGACGUAGAUGAGGUCAAGACGGACCAGAUGGGCAACAGAACAGGUAAGGGGCAAUUUGUUCUGAAAGAUCUCGAUGACGAGGUGGAUGCCAUUCUUGCAGAGUCGAAGCAGAAGCAGCAAGACUCGGAUAGCAAAGAAAGCUCCGGUCUCUUUGGUACGGCCUCGAGCAAGCUCACAGGCCUCUUCCGCAAUGUGGUAGGUGGCAAGACGCUGUCGAAAGAGGAUCUUCAGCAACCACUGCUUCAAAUGCAGAACCACCUGCUAGAGAAGAACGUCGCCAGAGAGGCAGCAGAGCGAUUGGCUGCCAGCGUGGAAGCCGACUUGCUGAACCAAAGGACGGCAUCGUUCACAUCGAUCGACAAGACUAUCCGGGAGAGCAUGUCCAAGGCUCUCACGCGCAUCCUCACGCCUACGAGCAGUCUGGAUCUAUUGCGAAACAUCAACAGCACGAUAUCUGGACCGAACCCGAGGCCAUACGUAAUCAGCAUUGUCGGCGUCAACGGGGUUGGUAAAAGUACCAAUCUGAGCAAGAUUGCAUAUUUCUUGCUGCAGAACAAGUUUCGUGUGUUGGUGGUGGCGGCAGACACGUUCCGAAGUGGAGCAGUCGAGCAACUACGAGUACACGUGCGGAACCUGAGCGAGCUCGCGCGGCGAGAGAACGUGGGCCACGUCGAGCUCUUCGAGAAGGGCUAUGGGAAGGAUGCAGCGACAGUAGCGAGAGAUGCGGUGUCGCAUGCCACCAACCACGGCAAGGGGGAUAUGCUGUUCGAUGUCGUGUUGAUUGAUACAGCGGGACGAAGACAUAAUGACGCCAGGCUCAUGAGCAGCUUAACCAAGUUCGGCCAGCUCGCCAACCCGGACAAGAUCUUCAUGGUCGGCGAGGCGCUGGUCGGCACGGAUUCGGUUGCGCAGGCGAGAAAUUUUGCCAAAGAGUUUGUUGAUACAAAAGGACAGAUGAGGAAUGGGGGUGUUGGGAUGGAUGGGUUUAUUAUUUCGAAGUGCGACACUGUGGGUGACAUGGUGGGCACUUUGGUUAGUAUGGUGCAUGCUACUGGUAAGUCGCCAUCCUGCUAUUCGAGACGUGGAGGCUUGACGCUAAUGACUGAUGGAUAGGUAUACCGGUUGUUUUCCUGGGAGUGGGACAGCACUAUGGUGAUUUGAGAGGGUUGAAUGUUGACUGGGCGGUUUCGAAGCUGAUGAAGUAG